Momordica charantia (bitter melon) is the source of this 782-nucleotide messenger RNA. RefSeq names its product Cyclophilin-like peptidyl-prolyl cis-trans isomerase family protein. Gene Ontology annotation, biological process: protein peptidyl-prolyl isomerization; protein folding. NCBI's taxonomy places the organism in Eukaryota, Viridiplantae, Streptophyta, Magnoliopsida, Cucurbitales, Cucurbitaceae. Gene Ontology annotation, cellular component: catalytic step 2 spliceosome. The record is from RefSeq and is a predicted model, not a curated record. Gene Ontology annotation, molecular function: peptidyl-prolyl cis-trans isomerase activity.
GAAAAUUUCUCCGAUUUGGAAAAUUUGCUGUGCGGCGACGAUGUGGGCGACCGCCGAAGGAGGGCCGCCGGAGGUUACUCUGGAGACUUCUAUGGGUUCUUUCACCGUCGAGCUUUACUUCAAACACGCCCCGAGAACAUGUAGAAACUUCAUCGAACUUUCUCGGCGAGGUUAUUACGACAAUGUCAAAUUCCACCGGAUUAUUAAGGAUUUUAUAGUUCAAGGUGGAGAUCCCACUGGAACAGGACGGGGAGGGGAAUCUAUUUAUGGUAAGAAGUUUGAGGAUGAAAUUAAACCAGAGUUGAAGCAUACUGGAGCUGGUAUUUUAUCGAUGGCAAAUGCUGGUCCUGAUACAAAUGGAAGCCAAUUCUUUAUCACCCUUGCUCCUUGCCCAUCCUUAGAUGGAAAGCACUCAAUCUUUGGAAGAGUUUGUAGGGGAAUGGAAAUAAUCAAAAGGCUUGGCAGUGUACAAACUGAUAACAAUGAUAGACCCAUCCAUGAUGUGAAAAUUCUACGAGCAUCGGUUAAAGACUAAAGCUUUCGGUUAUUAACUACUUUUAACACACUCGUACCGUUUGUAUCGACCGUGUAUGCAGCAAUCGAGACCUUGUAUUUUUGUCAUGACAGAAGGAAUGAAGAAUUUCCAUUGUUGGUUGGAGAAAGAACUGGCAGAAAUGGUCUUUCAAUCUCAUUGUGUAAGUGGUAUCCAAAACUCAUAACUGUAUGACUUCUUUCCCAUCUCAUCAUAGUUUUCUGAAUUAUAAUUCUUUAUUUGGACACCA